Messenger RNA from Cephus cinctus (wheat stem sawfly), 1056 nucleotides. RefSeq names its product chromobox protein homolog 1. NCBI's taxonomy places the organism in Eukaryota, Metazoa, Arthropoda, Insecta, Hymenoptera, Cephidae. Gene Ontology annotation, biological process: chromatin organization; negative regulation of transcription by RNA polymerase II. Gene Ontology annotation, cellular component: pericentric heterochromatin; nucleus. The transcript has 4 exons. The record is from RefSeq and is a predicted model, not a curated record. Gene Ontology annotation, molecular function: chromatin binding. Bases 151 to 717 code for a protein of 188 amino acids.
UCUUUUUAUUUUUGGGAGAAAGAAAGUCAAAAACAGACAUUGUCUUCCGGCCGCAUUGUACCGCCAUUUUGCCUAACAUUUUACUUACGUUCGGCUCCUACUCAUACUUAAUACUUUCAACUGAUUAACGUUUUUUAUCGUGGUGAAGAAAUGAGGGCAAUGAGCAAAUCCAAAGAAUCUCCAAUGGUUGAGGGUGAGACUGAAGAGGAGUUCAGUGUGGAGAAAGUACUGGAUAGAAGAAUCAACAAGGGCAAGGUGGAAUAUUUUCUCAAAUGGAAAGGAUACUCAAACGAGGAUAACACAUGGGAGCCUGAAGAGAAUUUAGAUUGUCCUGAUCUGAUUGCACAAUUCGAAGAACAACGAAAAAAGAAGGAAGCAGCAACAACCAGCAAAAAGCAUGAUGAAAAGGAUCAAAAGAAACGCAAAAGUUCUAGCACACCAACUCCAACCCAAACUAAGAGGAAGGUUCCCGAGGAGAAGAAACCAGAAGGUUUCGACAGGAACCUGGAACCAGAGCGUAUCAUUGGGGCCACUGAUUCAAGCGGUGAACUAAUGUUUUUAAUGAAGUGGAAAGGAACUGAUGACGCGGACCUGGUGCCUUCACGAGUUGCCAACGAAAAGUGUCCGCAAAUCGUGAUCAGAUUCUAUGAAGAGAGAUUAACGUGGCACAGUCCCACAAAUGACGAGGAAAGCUCGGCAAAACAAGAGGCGGAAUAGUGAGUAACUUUCUGAUACAGGUAACCGCAUGCGUUCUUCGUAAUCGAAUGCGGCGAAGGUAAUUCACUCCUAUGACGUGUGAUAACGAUAUUCUGAGUUUUAAGUUUCCUUGGUGGUAACACAUUUCAACGAUUACGGAGAGGCGAAGCACUUUUUUACGUUUCGAGAACAAUAACAGAGAUAUAGUAUGUUAGCUCGAUAUAUGAUAGAUCGUAAUGGUUUUGUAAGGAAACAGUAACAAUCUGAAUUUUCAUGUUACACAAUCUAUUAAUACAUGAUAUACGUUACGACAUAUUUUGUCUUGCUGUUUCAAUAAUAAAAACGAAUAAGAUUUAAAAA